Theobroma cacao (cacao) is the source of this 744-nucleotide messenger RNA. Its product is annotated as LOB domain-containing protein 24-like. The record is from RefSeq and is a predicted model, not a curated record. Lineage: Eukaryota; Viridiplantae; Streptophyta; Magnoliopsida; Malvales; Malvaceae.
CCCUUCUUGACUUCCUACGAAUCCUGUUACUUCUCUUCUUCUUAUAUGGACUUUGGUUACGGAACAUUUAGCGAGUCCUCAAAAAUGGGUUUAGAAGCUCUGGCGAGGGCCAGGACCCAUCAACCCUGCGCUGCUUGUAAGAUGCUACGCAGGAGAUGUGACGGUAAGUGCAUUCUUGCCCCAUAUUUUCCCAGUGAUGAGAUUGAGAAGUUCGCCGGGGUGCAUAAGGUUUUUGGUGCUAGCAAUGUUAUCAAAAUGAUUCAGAUGGUGGAGGAAACAAACAGGGAGGACGCUGCAAAAGCGCUUGUCUAUGAAGCAACAGCCAGGAUCAGAGACCCUGUUUAUGGUAGCACUGGAGCUAUUUUCCAACUGCAAAAGAUGGUGCAAGAACUUACCAUGCAGCUUGAAUCAACAAAAGCUCUAGUGUUGGAGUUGCAGCACCAAAAAGAUCAGUUGUUGGGCAUUCUUCUGAAUGUUAAUCAUCGUGAUCCUCUCUCUCCCAUUGAUGGCGGCAGUUUCUCUUUGGAUCAUGAUGAUUCCAUGGCCUAUGAUCCGGCCAAAUUCCCUGUAGAAUGUGACUGGAUCUUUUAAGGGAAAAAUCCCGUUAAAAAUGUUGGUAGAUCCAGAUUAGGAUAUGGAAAAACUGGGGCAAGGUAUCUUUGCCCCAGCUUAUAAACUGUAGAAUUUUCAGGGAAAUAUAUAUAUAUACAGAAAUUCAAUUUGAGAAUAACUUCUUCCUUCUUA